Molecule: messenger RNA, 1176 nt
Organism: Lentinula edodes (shiitake mushroom)
Lineage: Eukaryota; Fungi; Basidiomycota; Agaricomycetes; Agaricales; Omphalotaceae
Exons: 5
Coding region: 1-1176 (391 amino acids)
Molecular function (GO): protein binding
Source: RefSeq, a predicted model, not a curated record
AUGUCCAUGGACGAGACAAAUAUACCUGGACCUUCGACUAUCGAUCUUAGAGGACAGGCUAGGGCUCAGAGGGAUAUCUCGUAUUACUUUGAGGAUGGAAGUUGUAUUUUGCUGGUUGAAGACACACUAUUCAAUGUGCAUCGUAGUCUUUUGUCUCGAGACAACUCUUCUUUCAGUACUCUGUUCACGCUUCCGCAAGGGUCGCACAAUGUUGAAGGUCUGUCUGAUGACAAUCCCAUAAUCCUUCGAGGAGACAAAUCUUCUGAAUUUCGUCACUUUUUAUGGGCGUUGUAUGCUUUGCCGCCUGAAUUACAAGUGGUGAACUCAUCGAGUGCAGAUUUGACACAGCUCAUCGAUAUUGCUCGUAUAUCCAACAAGUACUCGUUCAAGUCUCUAGAAACAUGGGCCCUGGACGCUGUGCAGGAGCAUGUGAACCGAAGACCCUCUCCUCACCAUUCAUCCUCGUCGUCAUUCUUCUCUGGGAACGAAACUCUAAAUACAAGCCCCACCCAAACUCACCUCGCGCUGAUAGAGAAUACGGAGCAGCUCACACGACUCAUUCAACUUGCCCAACUCUGUAAUCACGAACGUCUGCUGAAUUCUAUGAUUGCACUCCUCAGGCAACUUAUGAGCAGGUCUUUACAUUACGCCUAUCUUUCUAUGGCUUUGGCGGAUGAUUUGAAUCUCCGAUCUUUGAGGGGUGCUGCGUACCUGGAGGUUAUGCAGAAAGGAUCAUUCACCAGCCUGGGGAGACAACGGGGAACCGAAGAGAAUGGGGUCGACGUGCCAUUACAGAUAACACCUGCGCAACAAGUCCGCUUACUUUCCGGAUAUUGGUAUCUUACACGAACUUGGGAACGAUUUCGUUCGACUCCUCCAACGUUCACCCAUGCUCCGUCGUGUAGUGCUACUUGGCACCAGCCUGGGUGUACGCAAGCCUGGGUGGAAUUCUGGAAAGACAAGACAAAGGGCGAAGCGGUGAUGUCUUUGGGACUGGCGGAUGUUAUUGGGCGGCUGAGGCAGGUCCAGAAAGAAUACGACAGGUCGGGUCCGACGUAUAUGGCGCAUGACUGCAAGUUGGCUGCGAGAAGGAGCUUGACCGAGUGUAUUAAAAAAGUCGAGGACCAGCUCCCUGAUUAUUUUUCUGAUCAAGGUCUAGAAGACGACCUGGGAUAG